UAAUUAACUAUAGCCAUUAUAACAACUCAUAAAAGCAGUGUGGAUUCCUGCAAUUUCUUAACCAUGUAAAGAAAAGCAAAGACCAAUGACACAUUCACCACCUUUCACUAAAAAGUGCAGCAACCACACACACCUGCAUUAAUUUUCCUCCAUCUUAAAUUUCAUUAUAUUCUUUGGUUAAUGUAACUUUCACUUCACUUCAACUUUCCAUUGACAAAGAAGGAAGAGAAGUGUGAAUUUUUGUGGAGAAAAAUGGGAGUUGUAACUCUUGGUGAAUUGAAGCCUAGUGUUUCAGGGAAAAGGACUUUUCGUCCAAGUUCAAGCAUAAGACAUGCCACUGAAUGGCCAAUAUCUGAUGUCUCUAGUGAUCUUACCAUCCAAGUAGUAGCAUCAACCUUUGCACUUCACAAGUUUCCUCUUAUAUCUAGGAGUGGAAGAUUUAGAAAGCUGCUGUUAGAAUCAAAAGUUUCACGCAUAAGUCUUCCAAAUGUGCCAGGUGGUGUAGAGGCAUUUGAAUUAGCUGCAAAAUUCUGCUAUGGAAUCAACAUUGAUUUCACUCUCUCAAAUGUUGCUAUGCUACAUUGCACAUCUCAUUUUCUUGAAAUGACAGAAGAAUUCUCAGAGAAGAAUUUGUUGACAAGAGCUGAAUCAUAUCUAAAGGAAACAGUACUCCCCAACACAUCAAACACUAUACAUGUUCUUCACCAUUGUGAGAAUCUUUUACCUUUAUCAGAAGAAAUAAACCUUGUUAAUAAGCUUAUCAAUGCGAUUGCGAAUAAUGCAUGCAAAGAGCAACUUACUUCUGGUUUGUUAAAACUUGACCACACUUUUCCUUCUCAAAAAAACACAUCAAUAGUAAUGGAACAAGAAACACCUUUAGAUUGGUGGGGGAACUCAUUCAAUGUUCUCAGUCUCGAUUUCUUCGAACGAGUUAUAUCGGUUAUGAAAUCAAAGGGAUUGAAACAAGACUUAAUCAGCAAAAUUUUGGUGAACUAUGCACAUAAUUCUCUUCAAGGGACUAAUGUUAGGGACCCUCUUGACAUAGAAUUGCAAAAGAAUCAAAGGGUCAUUGUUGAAACCAUAGUUGGUUUACUUCCAAAUCAAUCAAGGAAAAGUCCAAUUCCAAUGGCAUUUCUUUCAUGUUUAUUGAAAACUUCAAUAGCAACAUCAGCAUCAAAUUCUUGUAAAGGUGAUUUGGAAAAGCGAAUCGGUCUACAACUUGAUCAGGCAAUUCUCGAAGACAUUCUCAUUCCAACAAAUUCAUCAACUUCAAAUACUCAUCACAACACAAUGUAUGAUACAGAUUCAGUUUUGAGGAUUUUUUCUACUUUUCUAAACUUGGAAGAUGUGGAUGAUGAUGAAGAUAGUGAUUUUAGAGAUGAAAACCAAAUGAUGUAUGAGUAUGAAUUUGACAGUCCUGGAUCUCCAAAACAAAGCUCAAUUCUGAAAGUUUCCAAAUUACUUGACAAUUAUCUUGCUGAAGUUGCACUAGACUCAAACCUUUUGCCAUCAAAAUUCAUAGCACUUGCUGAACUAUUACCGGACCAUGCACGCAUUUCAAGUGAUGGACUCUAUAGAGCUGUUGAUAUCUUCCUUAAGGUUCAUCCUCACAUUAAGGACUCAGAGCGAUACCGUCUAAGCAAAACCAUCGACUGUCAGAAACUAUCUCAAGAAGCAUGUAGCCAUGCAGCACAAAAUGAAAGACUACCAGUUCAAAUAGGAGUACAGGUUCUUUUCUAUGAACAAACAAGGCUUCGCAACGCGAUGAACGGAGGACACAAUCAAACAAUCUUCUUCGGUGGAAUUCACGGUCAAUUCCCUCAAAGAUCAGGAAGUGGUAUAGGAAGUGGAGCAAUUUCUCCUAGAGAUAACUAUGCAUCAGUAAGAAGAGAGAACAGAGAGCUGAAACUUGAAGUUGCAAGAAUGAGAAUGAGAUUGAAUGAUUUGGAGAAAGAUCACGUUUCUAUGAAACAGGAGCUUGUGAAGCCUCAUAUUGCUAACAAAAUCUUCAAAUCAUUCACCAAAAAAUUAAGUAAACUUAAUGCUCUAUUUCGUAUUAACAGUGUUCGUGGCAGUGGUACUGGUACUGGUACUGGUGAAAGAUCUACUUCAUCACAAAUUCGGUUUCCUUUUCAUAAGCGAAGGUGUCACUCAGUUUCAUGACUAUAUAUUAAAAUGUAUAAUGUUUGUCACAAUGUAUUAAUAUGCAUUAAUAUAAUGCAUUACAAGAAUGUAACACUUUUCAAUAUUUUUAGUUA
Cicer arietinum (chickpea) is the source of this 2258-nucleotide messenger RNA. RefSeq names its product BTB/POZ domain-containing protein At1g03010-like. Lineage: Eukaryota; Viridiplantae; Streptophyta; Magnoliopsida; Fabales; Fabaceae. Gene Ontology annotation, molecular function: protein binding. The record is from RefSeq and is a predicted model, not a curated record.